AUGCUUCCCAAACUAUCCAGAUUAGCAGAUUUUCUCAGUAACUGUGAACCAGAGGCGCGCUCCAUCUCCGGCUGUCUGCGGGAAAACUACGCCGACUGCCUCCUGUCCUACUCCGGCCUCGUCGGGACCGUGAUGACUCCUAACUACGUGCGCUCUCAGGGCAUCAGCCUCUCGCCGUGGUGCGACUGCAGCAGCAGCGGAAACAACAAACCAGACUGUGACAAGUUCACACAAUUCUUCACCGACAAUCGCUGCCUCCGUAACGCCAUCCAGGCCUUUGGCAACGGGACCGACGUGGGCGUGUGGCAGCCUCAGCCCCCCAUCCAGCCCACCACCGUAGACCCAGGGCGGACCCGGACCCGGACCCGGACCAGGACCAGAGACCAGAGCGGCAACUCCCUGGACACUCUGACGGACGUGACCAGGCUGGACCUCGACGCCGACUCCGCCUUCAACACUUGUGGUUUGCAGGCUCAGAAACUGAUGUCGAACCUGUCCACAGACUCCUCCCUCUGCGCGCACCACCCUCUGGUAGAACCCAGCUCCAACGCCGUCGCUCACAGCCGCUCGCCCCCUCGUCCGGACUCACCUCCAGCCGCCCUCCUCCUCUUCCUCCUUUUGUCUUUGUCUUCAUCGCUGACGCUUUAUGAACGACUUCCAACCAUGUGA
Messenger RNA from Knipowitschia caucasica, 669 nucleotides. NCBI's taxonomy places the organism in Eukaryota, Metazoa, Chordata, Actinopteri, Gobiiformes, Gobiidae. The record is from the annotation of a GenBank genome assembly.